This is a messenger RNA of Trichoderma gamsii, 3174 nucleotides long. RefSeq lists its product as hypothetical. The record is from RefSeq and is a predicted model, not a curated record. The transcript is spliced from 3 exons. The coding region runs from base 1 to 3174 and encodes 1057 amino acids. NCBI's taxonomy places the organism in Eukaryota, Fungi, Ascomycota, Sordariomycetes, Hypocreales, Hypocreaceae.
AUGGCCGACUAUAGAACUACAAAGGUCUACCGAGAACGGAACGAUUCUGACGACGACCACUUUCAAAAGAGCACCACUGUGACCCGGUACAAAGUCAACCAGCCAAAGGUGGAGCGAUACGACCGUGUUGAGAAGGUUUAUGAGAUGGACGACGAGCGCCGCUCACGCUACUCUGGCGAGCGGGAUUUUGUCGAGUAUGAGCGAAGGGAGCGGGCGUAUGUGCCCGACAGGCCACGCUCGGCCGUAGACGUCGACGCUGAUCGCGGCCGCACCACCUACUAUGAGCGCGAUGUCGAGCGCCGGGAGACGGAUCGCGACUGGGACAGACGCCCUCGCCAUCAUGAAGAGGAUGUGCGCGUGGAAAAGAGAGUCGAGGAGCGCUUUGACGACGGCCAUGGCCAUGAGAUCGAUCGCUAUCGCAAGGAGACGGAGUAUUACCACGAGCCAAAUCAUGCGUCUUCCCCCGUCGUGGUCCGCCAGCGGGCUCCGGACCAGAAAAUCAUCGUCCAGGAAGCCCCGCCGCAGCAGAUUGUCAUUCCCCGGCAGGAACCCAACAUCAUUGUGCUCAGAGAGAGGGACGGAGACCGAGAACUCGCUCGUCCCGCUCCUUACGACGAAGAGUACUAUUACCGACGGGAGAGGAGAGAGGUUGGCCCCUACAAGGGUGACCGCCGCCCGCGACGCGGGGACGACUACCACAGCGACGACGAUGACUAUUACUACUCUCGUCGCACCACUCGCCGCGAGCGAAGCCAGAGCUCGGAUCACCACCACAAGCGCCACCUCGCAGAGGGAGCCCUUGCCGGCGCCGGCAUCACUGCUCUGCUCUCCAGUCGCCCCAAUGAGUACGGAGAGGUUGCUGAGGGCCGUGGCAAGAAGGUCCUUGCUGGCGCUGCUUUGGGAGCCAUCGGAACCGAGGCCAUCAGACGAGCCCACAGCGCCUAUGAAGACCACUGGGGUGACGGUCAUGAAUCCCCCGAUCGCCACUCGGCGCUCAAGAAAGGUCUGGGAAUCGCCGCAGUUGCUCUCGCCGCAGCUGGUGCCGUCAAGUAUCACCAGGCCAGCAAGGCCGAAAAAGAUGAGCGACGCCGAGGACGAAGCCGAAAUCGAGGAGGGUACUAUACAUCUGACGACGAGUACUACUCUGAUCGCUCGCGCUCGCGCAGGCCCAGUCGCAAGCGCAGUCUCUCCACCCUGGCCAAGGCGGCCAUCGGAACCGCCGCGACUGCUGGUCUCGUGAAGCAUUUCCGUGACAAGUCAAAGUCGCGAUCCAAGUCACGACACGGCAGCAGAUCUCGCAGCAAGUCCACGCUUCGCCGUGGCGCCGAGCUUGCCGCCGGCGCGGCCGCAGUUGGUGUAGCUGGCAAGAUGUGGAAAGACCACCAUGAUAAGAAGAAGGAUAGGGAGAGAGAGGAAUCGACCUCUCGUGGAUAUAGCGACGAGGACCACGAGUACGAUAGACACAACUCACACAGUAGAAGCAGGAGCAGGAGCAGGUCGAGAGCCAGAUCCCUUUAUUCCGAAGCCGUGGCUGAUCCUGGGCUAGGCUUGAUUGAGUACGGGCACGAUCCCCUACCACCCGAUCCGCGCUCUCCAACCGGCCAAGGGUAUGAAUCCGAGGCCGAGGAAAGGCGGCGAAACCGACGGAGAAGACGUGAAAGAGACCCAUCAUCCUCUUCUGAGUCCAACGAGGAGAGGAAACGAAGCAGGAGUCGGCUGAGAGACAGUGCUGCCGCAGGCGCUGCGGCGGCGGGGAUCAAGGAAUACAAGGACAGGAAGGAAAGAGAGCGGAAGGAAGAGGCGAGACGGGAGGAGAAGCGAGAGGAGCGGAAAGAGGAUAGAAAGGAGAGACGGUCGAAGGAGAGGCGCUCGAGGGAGCGCGAGGAGCAAGCACAACGCUUCCCCAAGGUCCCUGCAAACGGGACUUACUUUGAAGACCCAAACAGACCGCAUUCACCACCUAAUGCUUCCGGCGGCGCCUACUUCGGGGCCCCCUAUCCUGUAACUCCAGGAUCCACCGUCCCCGGAAACAUUCCUCCCCCGGCCCCGCAGCCGCCGACAACGAACGUUCCGCCGCGAGAGCACUCGUACACGCCGUAUACUGACCCCAGUGUGCCGGAACCUCGUGAGUACCACCCCUAUGUGCCUCAAGAUUACCACGGGUACGCACCUCCGCCUCCACCGGCUGGUCCCCCGCCACCUUCGGGACCGCCGCCUCCUGGUAACUCUUCCGGAGUGCCGGGAUACGCACGCCCGCCAGGGCCGCCGCCUUUGGGCCCGGCUCCUCCCCCUGGACCUCCCCCUCCAGGGCCACCGGCGGGCGGUAGCUUCCCGCAAGAUUAUGUGAGUGACCUCUCCAGAAACAAGAGUCCACCUGAACAAAAGGGCGGACCAUCCGAGGAGGCCGUAACACCGCUCAAGCAACUGCCGCCGCCUCGCAUCGAGAUUCCGCCGCCUGGGUUUCCCCUUGGCAGAAGAAAGUCUGUGGUGUUUGGACCGCUUUCUCCGACGAGCACUGUAACAAUGAAGAGACAUAAAAAAGAGCACGAACUUAGAUCCGAAUCAGACAGCUCGGAUUCUGAAGAUGGAUCUCGCGGUAAACGUCGUGAAAACCAGUUCAACCGAUCAAGUCGCCACCGUCGACAAUCAUCCGAUACGACUCACGACCGUUCCCCCAACCGUGACCGCGAGGGCAGGCAUCGGAGACGUCAUCACUCGGAUUCAGACGAGGAAAUCGAAGAUUUGCCUGAUCGUUUCGACUCGCAUGGGAGACCAUUGGAUGGUAGGCGUCAUAGCAGAAGCCGGCUGACGACUAGAAGCGGCGAAUUUCAUCGCUCGGCAGAAAAGCCUGGUGGUUUGAAUAUCCAUGGUGCUUGGCAACUUAUGGCUAGCGAUCCGGAGCAGAUCCAGAAAAUAGUGGGCGGCGUAACGGGAGCUCUGUCGGGGCGGCGCAGCUGGGUGAGCGUGGUUGGGGAUGUGCUUGGCGGUGGGCUUGGUGGUGACUUAUUGGGACAAUUGGGACCGUUGGCGGGAGCGCUGCAAGCUGGUGGUGUAGGUGGAGCGGGAGGUGGUGGAGAAGGGAGACGAAGAGAAGGAGAUGAUGAUGAGGACGCAGAUGGGAGACAUAAGAGGAGGGAUGAUGAUGAUGAGGGCAGACACAAGAGGAGGAGAUGA